AAGUAAAUAAUGGUCAAAAUCAUGCCAUAAAAUAAGACGACCCAACCAAAAGCAAAUCCAUAAACCAUCUUCCUUCUCAAACCCUAAUCCUAAUCCUAAGUACUUUAUGAGCAAACUUUAUAAUCAAUAAUUACUCGAGAAAUAAAUGCAAAAAAUUCAAAAAAAGAAAAUAAAAAUUGAGACCUAUCACGUGCAAACCGUUCUUAUGCAUCUUUCCCACUACCCUCAUCAUUCACACAGUAUCCCACUCUCUCUCCUCUUUCUCUCUCUUCUCCCUUAUUCUUCGAAAGUGGGCCUUUUUCUUAAUCUUAAUCUUAAGCUCAAAAAUGCUUCAUUUCUCUCGUUGUCAAUAAUUUUAUUUACCAGAAUUACUUAGUUGUCUUCUUUCUCAUGAUUUACUCCUAAUUUCUUCCAAGUUAUCUGUCAUUUUAGUUUGCCAACUUUGGUCAUAAUUUGAUAAGAUCUUGCAGAAAUCUAUGGGUGAAUCAUUAGUUGAGGCUCCAAAAGUUGAUACCAAGAUGGGUGAGUCUUUUGCACUCCCAUGUCUUCAAGAAUCAGUGUCAUUUGGUAGAUUUGAGCAUGAUUCUCUUUGUUGGGAGAGAUGGUCUACUUUCCCAACAAACAAGUACUUGGAGGAAGUUGAGAAAUGUUCUACACCUGGAUCGGUUGCGCAAAAGAAGGCGUAUUUCGAGGCUCAUUAUAAGAGGAUUGCUGCUCGGAAAGCUGAGUUAUUGGAUCAGGAAAGAAAGAGAGAGGAAGAGGAAUGUGCGAAUUUGGGAGAUCGGAGUCCAGUGGGUUUGACGUGUAACACCAGUGAGGAAGAGUUUGAUGUUGAGAAAUCAAGUACUCAGAACUCUGUUGAUGGAACUGAGGUGCCAUGUGAAGUUGGUGAAUCCACUGAUGAAGUGAGUGUUAAGCAUAUUGAUAUUAUAGGCUAUGGUGCUGAUAUCAUAAUUGAAGAAGAUGGAGUUGCAGAUCUCAAUAGUGAGGUGAGUGAGUAUAGUGAUGAAGUGAGUGAUCAUGUUGAUGUAGAUGAAUUAAAUGAAGAGGCAGAUAUCAUGGUUGAACAGAGAGAGCAUAUUGAUGCACUGAGUGACCAUUUUGAUUUCACUGAUGAAGUGGCAGAUAUCAUGGUUGAACAGAGUGAGCAUAUUGAUGAACCCAAUGACGAGGCUGGUGUGGCCGAAGAAAAGAAGGAUAUACAGCCUGAGCAUUUUGAGGAGGAGAUUAAUGGUGCUAAUAUGAUCAAAGAAAAGAAGGAUAUACAGCCAAAUGAUACUGAUGGGACUGAUGUGGCUGAAGAAAAGAGAGAUUUAUUGCCAGAGCUUAUUAUUGACUCUAACAGUGGCACUAAUAUGAUCAAAGAAAACAAAGAUAUACAGACCCAGCUGGUGGAUGUGAAUGAAGAUUCAUGUCUUAAAGUGGAGAUUUCUCAUAUAGAGAAACCAGAUGAACCUGUUUUGGUGAAAGAAGAUACCGCUUCAGCACGAGUGUGGCAUGAUAAGGAGGUAUUGCCUCAAGAAAAGGUUGUAGAACGAAAAGUUGCAGAGAAAGGAGCCAAAAACCCAGUAAAAUUGGUUGAUCCAAUGAAAACGAAGAAGAUGACAACUGAUACCACAAAUUCUAAGAAAAAACCUGCAUCACCAAUCCCCGCAACUUUAGUGAAGAAGACAACUGAUAAAACUAGUUCUAAGAAAAAACCAGCAUCACCAAUCCCCGCAACUUUGGUGAAGAAGACAACUGCUACAACAAAUUCUAAGAAAGCACCUGCAUCUCCAAUCCCAAAAAAACCUGCUGCAUCAAUGCCAAAGUCACCAAUGAUGUCUACUCCUAAGUCAUUGAAGCCUGAGUUGACAAAAACUGCUAAGUCUACCACAAGGCCAUCAGUUCAGAAGGAAAAUGGUUGCACUCCGCUGUCAAGCAAGAAAGCAACUAGACCUGAAAGCAAGAGAGUACUGCCUACAUCCUUGCACAUGUCUUUCAGUUUAGGACCAGCUCAUUCUGAUUCAGCAUCACUUACACCAAUGAGAAAUUCGUUGAUCAUGGAGAGGAUGGGUGAUAAAGAUAUUGUAAAACGAGCAUUUAGGGCCUUUCGAAAUGUCAGUCAACUUUCACCGCCUAGUUUAGUGAAACCGACUACACCAAAUCAGUCUGCAACCAAAAAUAUUGAAGUGAAGGUUACUACGCCUGAUAAUGUUCAAAAGAAAAAGGAAGGGAUCUCCAGGACAGGGAAGGCAACAAAUCUAAUUACUGUUCCACAAGGAACAAAAAAGACAUCACAAUUGCCUGGAAUAAAGAAGAACGUUGGUGUGGAUCAAAGAAAUGGUAAAGCUGUACCUGCUUUUGGCUCAAAAAGUCUAAAUCAGGGAAGACAACAGAGAGAGGUUUCGAAGAAGCUAGAACCAAAAACCAACAUAAAAGAUUCUGGAAACACCGAUCUUCUGUCCAAAUUGAAGGCAGAGAAAGCAACAGAUUUUAGGAAAUCAACUCCCGGCAUUGAUUCUAAGCCCAAGCUAUCAUCAAGCUACAAUCAAGGACAUGGAUUCUUGAGAGGUUCUGCUCGUAAGGUAGAUGCCAGGGUAUAAGCUUCCGGUUAAUCGAGAUGAGUAGGUUUUCACCGGACAAACACAGUGAAACUGUCAGCACGUGACAUGGUGACUGUAAUUAAGCAGAUUGUUUUUGUAAACGCAGUUCAGCCGUUCAGGAGUCAGGACAAGUCUCAAACUAUUAAUAGUCAAAGUGGCGUAUCACACAGAAGUUAAUCAUCAUUUUGGUGCGGAGUAAAUAGGUCUAUCAUUGAGAAAGCUAGAUGUAUAAAGGAGCAGUUACAUAGUUAUAACUAAUAAGUUAAAGUUUUAUGUGGCCUGAAAAGUACAAGGGCGAAAAAUGUACAUCUGAAUUAUUCAAUUUCAAGAUAUAAAUAUAGGAUUGUUCUUAUAUUCCAAAUAUUAUGGGUCCAUCAAUAAUGUUUUAUUGUAUCCUUGAAUCUAUAAUUAAAUUUGUUGUAUCCACCACCCUUGUUUGGUAUGAUGUUGGCCUAUAAUAUGCAUUGUUAUUAA
Messenger RNA from Chenopodium quinoa (quinoa), 3059 nucleotides. Its product is annotated as microtubule-associated protein futsch-like. The transcript is spliced from 10 exons. The record is from RefSeq and is a predicted model, not a curated record. NCBI's taxonomy places the organism in Eukaryota, Viridiplantae, Streptophyta, Magnoliopsida, Caryophyllales, Amaranthaceae. The coding region runs from base 477 to 2585 and encodes 702 amino acids.